This is a messenger RNA of Penicillium soppii, 1704 nucleotides long. Its product is annotated as GMC family oxidoreductase. NCBI's taxonomy places the organism in Eukaryota, Fungi, Ascomycota, Eurotiomycetes, Eurotiales, Aspergillaceae. The transcript has 3 exons. Gene Ontology annotation, molecular function: flavin adenine dinucleotide binding; oxidoreductase activity, acting on CH-OH group of donors. Bases 1 to 1704 code for a protein of 567 amino acids. The record is from RefSeq and is a predicted model, not a curated record.
AUGGAAGCUACAAAAAACAGUUACGACUUCAUUGUCGUCGGAGCCGGUCCAGCUGGAUGCGCUUUGGCAUCAGGGCUGGCAAGAUCUGCCCAAAAGCCCAAAGUGCUACUUCUCGAAGCAGGCGGCCGCAAUGACGACCGGAGUCUGCGAGUCGACGGUAAGCGCUGGACAACUUUCAUGGAAGGGGAUCUGAACUGGGGAUACAAAACCACUCCCCAGAAAUACUGCAACGGGCGUGAACUCGAUUACUCGCGCGGCAAGGGCCUGGGAGGAGGCUCAGCCAUCAACUUCGGUGUGUACACUGUUGGCGCGCGGGACGACUACGACGAGUGGGCUGCUAGCGUGGGAGAUGAAACCUUCGGCUGGAAGGAGAUGCAGGCCCGAUUCAAGAAGUUGGAGACUUUUGAUAGCACUAUUACUCUCCCGGAGCAUGCAAAGCAUGCUAACUCGGUUGCUUCCGACCACGGUAGCUCGGGGCCUUUGCGUGUCGGUUAUGCCGUGAAUUGGGAGAAAGACUUGUCGCUUUCUUUAGAUGCAUUCGCUGCUGCUGGUCACAAGCGCAAUUUGGAUCACAAUUCUGGUAAUCCACUUGGCAUGGCUGCUACUAUUAACUCUGCUGGUAGUGGCAGGCGGACCACUGCUGCUGACUUGCUUUUGGAUGCGCCUGAUAACCUUGUGGUCGUCACGGACACCCCGGUUCAACGGGUUAUAUUGCAGGGCAAGAGGGCCAUUGGGGUCGAAACUCAGGGCAGCCAAUAUCUGGCUUCUCGGGAUGUAAUUCUCUCUGCGGGCGCGCUAGAUACCCCGAAGAUUCUCAUGCACUCCGGCAUCGGGCCAGCCGCAGAUCUGGAGAAGUUCAACAUCCCAGUAGUGGCCGAUAUCCCCGCCGUUGGCCAAGGUCUCCGCGACCACUACUUUGUUCCAUUAAUUCUCGCCCGCAACCCAGAAACCAAUGACCGCAACACCUUCUUCCAAGACCCAGCCGCGAUGGAGGCGGCAAUGCAGCAAUGGGAAGAAAGUAACACAGGCAUGUGGACACGAUACGGCUGCCAAGUCGGCUGCGGCUGGUUCAAAUCAGAGCGCAUAACCUCAACGCCGGAAUUCAAAGCCCUUUCAGCUUCAGUCCAGGAAUUCAUGAACCGCGAAACAAUCCCGCACUACGAAAUGAUUACCCACCUCCCCAUCCACUUCAUGCUCCCAGACAUGUUCAAAGACUAUAGCUAUAUUGGCCUAGCAGCAUUUAUGAUGAACGAGCAAUCCCUUGGCGAGGUUCGCCUUCAAUCUUCCAACCCCGACAUACCCCUCCUCUUCAAUCCGCGCUUCCUAGAGAACCCCUUCGACCGCCGCGCCUGCAUCGAAAUCUACAAACAUCUCCUCGAGGUAAGUCGGACGGAGUCCUUCGCGAAGGAUACCGUAUCGACGCUCAUCGGCCCGGCCUCCGAUUCCGACGAGGACAUCCUCGAGUUCUGGAAGAGCUUCCUUUCUUCUAGCUGGCACAUGACCGGCACGGUGAAGAUGGGCAAGGCCGACGCCGGCGAUGUGGCGGUUGAUGGGCGGUUCCGGGUUCGCGGCUUGGAGGGUCUGCGUGUUGCAGAUAUGAGCGUCGUGCCUGUGUUGACGAACAAUCAUACGCAGGCUACGGCUUAUGUUACUGGUGCUACUUGUGCUGAUGUUCUUAUUAAGGAGUACAGGCUUGAUGGGUAG